Molecule: messenger RNA, 842 nt
Organism: Folsomia candida
Lineage: Eukaryota; Metazoa; Arthropoda; Collembola; Entomobryomorpha; Isotomidae
Gene: MED10
Product: mediator of RNA polymerase II transcription subunit 10
Exons: 3
Coding region: 278-685 (135 amino acids)
Biological process (GO): positive regulation of transcription by RNA polymerase II
Cellular component (GO): mediator complex; chromatin
Molecular function (GO): transcription coregulator activity
Source: RefSeq, a predicted model, not a curated record
GAGUUUGGCGGCGUCAUCAUUCAGCAAAAAUAAUAAUAUCUCUGCUGUUGCACUGUUGGUUGAGGUGAUUUUUGUUUUAAAUAAAAAAUUUCAAAAAAUUCUGAAAUUAAAAUUACAAUACGCUAAUUUUUACUUGAUACAUAUUCCUUGUUAAGUACAUUGUACUUUAGUUCGAAGUAUAGCAACUCUGACCAAGGCGUUAAAUUAAGUGUUUGCAGUUUGUUAAUAAGAAAAGAAUUCAAAUUAAAAUAUUUUGUGAAUUGCAAACUGACAGACAAUGAGUUCUUCAUUAGAGCAGUUGGAACAAUCACUGGAACAAUUUGUAGAGAACAUUCGGCAAAUUAAAAUCAUUGUGAGCGAUUUUCAACCCCAAGGGCAAAAUGUGCUGAAUCAGAAAAUACAAACCGUUGUAUCAGGGCUGCAAGAAAUUGAAAAAUUGAAAUCGCAAGUUCAAGAUGUUCACGUCCCGUUGGAAGUAUUCGAUUACAUUGACUCCGGGAGAAAUCCGCAGUUGUAUACCAAGGAUUGCAUGGAGAAAGCAAUGAAUAAAAAUGAAGCGGUUCGAGGAAAGAUUGACUCUUAUCGAAGAUUUCGAGCCCACUUACUCGUAGAACUGACGAGCGUUUUUCCAGCAGAAAUGGCCAAAUAUAGAGCAAUCCGAGGAGAUGAACGCCCUUCGUCGUAACAUUAUUAAGAUGUUAAACUAGUUAAAUGUCACUUGUGGCUUUUUUAUUGUUCAGAGAUCAGAACAUAAGAUAAUGUACAUAUUAUGGAUUUACUCAAGGGCUGAUUUUUACCAGUUCUAUGAAGGAUAAUAAUAGUAAUAAAAUUGUAUAAUCAAA